Molecule: messenger RNA, 1638 nt
Organism: Brassica oleracea var. oleracea
Lineage: Eukaryota; Viridiplantae; Streptophyta; Magnoliopsida; Brassicales; Brassicaceae
Product: UDP-glycosyltransferase 85A2-like
Exons: 2
Coding region: 65-1513 (482 amino acids)
Molecular function (GO): UDP-glycosyltransferase activity
Source: RefSeq, a predicted model, not a curated record
AUGCCCAGUUCAAUCACAUAUACAAUAUUUAUUUUCAUUUUCCUUUCUGUAAGAAAGAAAGAAAAUGGAAUCUCAUGCCGUUUCGCCAGCCCGGAAACAACACGUAGUUUGCGUGCCUUACCCAGCGCAAGGCCAUAUCAACCCGAUGAUGAAAGUGGCUAAACUCCUCCACGCGAAAGGCUUCUAUGUAACCUUCGUCAACACCAUCUACAACCACAAGCGUCUCCUCCGGUCCCGUGGAUCCAACGCCCUAGACGGGCUUCCUUCCUUCCGGUUCGAGUCCAUCCCCGACGGUCUACCGGAGACUGACGUGGACGUCACACAGGAUAUCCCUGCCCUUUGCGAGUCCACCGUGAAGAAUAGUCUCGCUCCGUUUAAGGAGCUUCUUCGACGGAUCAACGCCCAAGAUGAAUCCCCUCCAGUGAGCUGUAUUGUAUCGGAUGGCUGUAUGAGCUUUACUCUUGAUGCUGCUGAGGAGCUCGGUGUCCCGGAGGUUCUUUUCUGGACCACUAGUGCCUGCGGCUUGUUGGCUUACUUACACUACCAUAAGUUCAUCGAGAAAGGGUUAUCUCCACUCAAAGAUGAGAGUUACUUGACAAAGGAGCAUCUAGACACAAUUAUAGAUUGGAUUCCAUCGAUGAAGAACCUAAGACUAAAAGACAUCCCUAGCUUCAUCCGUACGACUAACCCUAACGACAUAAUGCUCAACUUCCUCGUUCGUGAGACCGAACGAGCCAAACGUGCUUCUGCCAUCAUCCUUAACACGUUCGACGAUCUCGAGCUUGACGUCAUCCAAUCCAUGCAAUCUAUUGUACCUCCGGUUUGCUCCAUUGGACCGCUCCAUCUACAAGUGAAACAACAGAUCAGUGAGGAUAGUGAACUCGGACGAAUGGGAUCGAACCUGUGGAAAGAAGAGACGGAGUGUAUGGAUUGGCUAAAUAGCAGAGCUCCAAACAGCGUUGUUUACGUUAACUUUGGUAGCAUAACUGUGAUGACAGCGAAGCAGCUUGUGGACUUCGCUUGGGGUUUAGCAGCAACGGGAAAAGAGUUUUUGUGGGUAAUACGGCCGGACUUAGUAGCCGGUGAGGUAUCCAUGGUUCCACCUGAGUUUCUAACGGAGACGGCGGACAGGAGUAUGCUGGCGAGUUGGUGUCCUCAGGAGGAAGUCCUAUCUCAUCCCGCGGUAGGAGGGUUCUUAACACACUGUGGAUGGAACUCGACGCUUGAAAGUAUUUGCGGUGGAGUUCCUAUGGUUUGUUGGCCAUUUUUCGCUGAGCAGCAAACAAAUUGUAAGUUUUGUUGUGACGAGUGGGAGAUUGGUGUUGAGAUCGGUGAUGUGAGGAGGGAGGAGGUUGAGGCGGUGGUUAGAGAGUUGAUGGAUGGAGAGAAGGGUAAGAAAAUGAGAGAGAAGGCGGAGGAGUGGCGGAGCUUGGCUGAGAAGGCGACGGAGUGUAAGCGUGGUUCGUCGGUUGUAAAUUUCGACAAGGUUGUUAAGGUUCUUUUAGGGGAGUAAAUACUCUGCUAUUGGACUAUAUUGUUUUUAGUUUUUUUUUCUUAAACUUUUCAUUCGUCUGUGAAUCAUGUCAUGUUAUCCUCCUCCUAAGUUAUCAAUUUGAGAUGACAAAUAAAUGGUACUUA